This is a messenger RNA of Papaver somniferum (opium poppy), 2446 nucleotides long. Its product is annotated as probable LRR receptor-like serine/threonine-protein kinase At1g63430. The coding region runs from base 296 to 2275 and encodes 659 amino acids. The record is from RefSeq and is a predicted model, not a curated record. NCBI's taxonomy places the organism in Eukaryota, Viridiplantae, Streptophyta, Magnoliopsida, Ranunculales, Papaveraceae. Gene Ontology annotation, molecular function: protein kinase activity; protein binding; ATP binding. The transcript is spliced from 13 exons. Gene Ontology annotation, biological process: protein phosphorylation.
UCACUGAAUUUUAUCUUUUCUUUUUGUUUUUGAAAAAUAUUGGGGCAUUUUAAUACCCUAACAACCUCGCUUUGAACUCAAGUCUUGGGGUCUCAACACACUUUCAUUCAUUUAACUUCAUUAGCUUCACUUCAUUGAAUGAGUUUUCAUCGCCAUUUGUUUGUUUGUUUCAAACAAGAAAUUUGGUACCAUGGGUUUGGUUUAAUUCUUUAUUUUCUUUAAACCCUUUGUAUCUUUUAUUCAGUUUUUUUCAGUAGAGAGGUGAUUCUUUCUUUGUAAUGCGUUUGGAGAGAAAAUGAUGAGAAGAGUAGUUGGGGUGCUGCAGAUUUUCUUGGUUAUUUUUGGUGUGGUUUUUGGUGAUUGUUUUUCAUCUGAUGAAAUUUUAGCUCUGAGAGCUUUCAGGGAAGCUAUAAUUGAAGACCCUUCCAUGGUUUUAUCAAAUUGGAAUUUUCUGAAUGGAGAUCCUUGUAAUUGGUCUGGCAUUAGCUGUUCUCAGACACAUGAUCAUGUUAUCUCUUUAAAUCUAUCUAAUUUGUCCUUGAACGGAUUUCUUACCCCAGCGUUGGGUAAAUUGGCCUACUUGCAAGAGCUAGUUUUGCACAAAAACAAUCUUCUUGGGAUUAUACCCAAAGAAAUUGGCAUGUUGAAGAAUCUAAAGGUUUUGGAUUUGGGGAUGAAUCGACUGACAGGGCCUAUUCCUCAUGAGAUUGGGAAUUUGGUCAAAAUUACGAAAAUAAACCUUCAAUCUAAUGGACUGAUCGGACAUUUGCCCCUUGAACUUGGCAAGUUGAGGAACCUCGUUGAGCUGCAGGUGGAUAGAAAUAAGCUUCAAGGAAAUGUUCCCGGUAGCAGUGGUCCAAGCUUUACAUCUAAACAGCAUGGACUGUAUGCUUCUCGUGGAAGUGCCUCUGGCUUUUGUCGUUCGACUCAGUUAAAAAGUGUUGAUUUGUCAUACAACUUCUUUGUCGGGAAAAUACCACAAUGCCUUGCACAUCUCCCAGGAUCAAGUUUUCAAGGGAACUGCUUCCAAGAUAAAAAUUACAAACAGCGUCAUGCUUCACAGUGCGGUGCUUCUCAUCCUGCUGGAAGCCACGCAGCCAACGUGGGCAACCAGGAUCCCAAAGAAGGAUCUAAGCAGCAGAGAAAAUCCCAACCUGCAUGGCUUCUGCCUGUGGAAAUAGUAACUGGAAUCCUUGCAGCUAUCAUCUUACUCUGUGCUGUUCUAGCAGCUGUUAAAAAAUGUAAAGGGAAAUGUCAUGUCCGAAUCCCUUGGAAGAAAGUGAGAAAUGGGAACGAACAAAUUUAUACGUACAUAGAAUCUGAUAUGCUGAAGGAUGUGACGAAGUUGAGUAAACAAGAGCUGGAAGUAGCUUGUGAAGAUUUCAGCAACAUUAUUGGCUCUAGUCCAGACACUCUAAUCUACAAAGGCAACUUGAAAGAUGGUUCUGAAGUUGCUGUGAUUUCCUUAUGUGCUAAGGAAGACUUAUGGACAUGUUACCUUGAGGUCUAUUUCCAGAGAGAGGUUGCUGACCUGGCAAGAUUAAAUCAUGAAAAUACUGGAAAACUAUUUGGGUACUGCAGAGAAAGCAAUCCAUUUUCGAGGAUGCUCGUCUUUGAAUAUGCAUCUAAUGGAACACUUUAUGAGUACCUCCACUUCGGUGAAGGAUGUCAGUUAUCUUGGAGAAGACGGAUGAAUAUCAUUGUAGGCAUUGCUCGUGGUCUGAGAUAUUUGCAUACUGAACUUGAGCCUCCAUUUGCUAUGUCUGAAUUAAAUUCUAGUGCGGUCUAUCUUACUGAAGACUUUUCUCCCAAGCUGGUUGAUUUCGAAAUCUGGAAUUCAAUACUUGCGAGGUUGGAAAAGAAGUCUGGAUCUAGUGGCAGUGAAGCUGCUCUUUGUGGGUUUACUGAAUCUCUAGAGACAUUCCGUCAAGACGUCCAUGACAACAUUUAUGCUUUCGGGGUACUUUUACUGGAAAUUAUUAGUGGAAGACCCACAUAUUGCAAAAACAGAGGUCACCUGGUAGAUUGGGCUAAAGAAUAUUUGGAACUUCCCGAAGUAAUGUCUUAUUUGGCAGACCCCGAAUUGCGGCAUUUCAAACAUGAUGACAUUAAAGUCAUAUGCGAGGUGGUUAACCUUUGCAUCCAUUCUGAUCCCAGCAAGCGGCCGUCAAUGCAAGUAUUGUGCCCCAUGUUGGAAAAUCUAAUGGAGACAUCAAUAACUUCAGACCUUUCUGAUUCUUCUUUGGCGUGGGCUGAGCUUGCAAUAUCUACUUAGUCAGGUCAAUUCUACCACACUGUAAAUCCGUAGUCACAUUUCCCCCUCAUAUCUUCAUCUUGUUAAAUAUUUAGUGUGAUUAAAUCAAAUUAGUCUCUUGCUGAAACAAAUGUAAAAUUUUGAAACACUGAAAUUGAAUGAGAAUAUUUUACAUCCACUUUUCAUUUUUCA